AUGUCACUCAGGUUGAAGGAUCCUCCCACACUGGAUAUAUGCUGUGAGGGUGCAGUGAGCGAGGCCCUGCUGCACCACCCUCACUUCUUCUCAGCUCCACUUCACUGACUACAUCUACUGCAAAGAUGAUGAAAGGUAUGAUCGUAAAGAACAUGUCCUUCAAGUCCGGACAGACUCUGACUGUUGUUGGAGUCCCUAAUUCUGAUGCUACAAAUUUCGCAAUGAACAUCGGCCCUGAUGAGAAGGACGUCACCAUGCACAUCAACCCUCGUUUUAACGCCCACGGAGACGAGAAUGCGGUGGUGUGCAACUCUUACCAGAGUGGCAAGUGGUGCGAUGAGCACCGCGAGGGAGGCUUUCCUUUCCGCCAGGGAGAGGAGUUCAAGAUCGUCGUUCAAUUCACCCCGACAGAGUUCCUGGUGACUUUAACAGACGGCUCUGCGAUCCACUUCCCCAACCGCAUGGGUGCGGAGAAGUACUCGUGCAUCAGCUUCGAUGGGGAUGUUCGCAUCACGAGCUUUCAGAUCAAAUAAAACCUCCACCCUCCCUGGAAUCGUUGGAUUGAAAUUUCUAUUUGUCUAGCAUCAGGUCACAUUUAGCCCCAGCUUUUAAGCUCCUGAAUACCACGUGGUGUCAGUUAGUGCCUUACAUAUAUAUCACACAAUUUAUUAUGCAAUAAGUUAGCUUGUUGACAUGUGCAGAUGCAAGCGACCAUGAUACACACAGAAACACAUGCAGUAGAUAUUGUAACUGCAUGUCCUUCCUGCACACCUGACGGAGCUACCGACUGAAGAGCAAACCCAAACAUAAAGUCGUCCCAAGCCCAUGUCAUCUGACUGGUAUUUGCUUUGCAGUGUUUAGUUGAAAAGUGCAAAAAAAUGUUCUGUAAGGUGCCUUUAAACGCUGCAUGCUCUCUCGUUUUCCCUCCCAGACAUUCCAGAUUUAUAACUGAGUAUAAUGCUUUUGCCUUUGCAACAUGUAUUAAAGCACGUCCUUGAUAAACGUG
Molecule: messenger RNA, 1006 nt
Organism: Sebastes umbrosus (honeycomb rockfish)
Lineage: Eukaryota; Metazoa; Chordata; Actinopteri; Perciformes; Sebastidae
Product: beta-galactoside-binding lectin-like
Exons: 4
Coding region: 126-533 (135 amino acids)
Molecular function (GO): galactoside binding; carbohydrate binding; laminin binding
Source: RefSeq, a predicted model, not a curated record